AUGGAUAUUCAUGCGGUCGGCGAGAGAGUUUGCCAGAGUUUUACAUUAAUUGAUGAAGAAGUGCCUGCUGAAAGAAGGGAACUAUUAAAUACUUAUCUGAAUCGAUUAACACAGCAUGUGAGUACGGUGAACGGAAGUCCAACGAAGUAUUCGUUGAUGAUUGCUAAGCGAGAUGAUUGCACUGAUGUAUCAACUUAUAACCAUAUGUUGACGAAUCAUAACAAUAAUUUGCCCGCUUUUGAUGGAAAUAAAUUGGUAGUUGCUAGCUGUUCAAAUAAAAUAAUCCAGAAACGAAUUUCGCCGGCAUGUAUUUUUGAAGAAAUGGUGCCUGAUGCAAAACGACGCCGGUUUUGGAUUAAUUCAGAACGGGAUGCGGAGGCCUGUUCAAAUAAAAUAAUCCAGAAACGAAUUUCGCCGGCAUGUAUUUUUGAAGAAAUGGUGCCUGAUGCAAAACGACGCCGGUUUUGGAUUAAUUCAGAACGGGAUGCGGAGGCGUCUAAAGUUGAUAAUAUGGAAUUCUCGUCCCAUGCGGAUCCUGCUAUGGCUCAGCUGGCUGGCAAGUUUUCGUUAUCCAUGGACUUAUGGUCUAAUACAGCAGUCGAUGAUUUUCAGUCAACAGUUGACGACGAUUCAUGUGAUGGUAUAUUUUUGGUUGAAGUGACAGACGAAGAAAUGAACAAGUUUUGGGAUACAUUACCAAAGGAGUUCGGCGGUUUUAUGUAG
Molecule: messenger RNA, 723 nt
Organism: Adineta ricciae
Lineage: Eukaryota; Metazoa; Rotifera; Eurotatoria; Adinetida; Adinetidae
Source: the annotation of a GenBank genome assembly